AUGCAUACAUUUCUAAAUCGAUUGAAUACUCUAUUUGCUUUUACACUGACUGUUCUUGCUGUGCUUACAGUUGGUGUAUUUCUUUCAACUUAUUUUGAACAAUAUCAUGGAACUCUUAAAAUUCAUGUAAAUAAGCCUAUUGUAAAACAUAUGACUGAUUUUUCAGCAAAUCGAAAAAAACAAGAUUUAGGUAUAUUACAACUUGAUUUAGAUAUGAAUCUUAAUUCAUUAUUUGAUUGGAAUGUGAAAGAAUUAUUUCUUUAUUUAAUUGCAGAAUAUAUUACACCAACUAAUAAUCUUAAUCAAGUUGUUAUAUGGGAUAAAAUAAUUCAACGUGGUGAUAAUGCACGUAUUAAUUUGCGUGAUAUUGCAACAAAAUAUUAUUUUUGGGACGACGGAGAACAUCUACGAUCGAAUAAUGUAACAUUAACACUUGGUUAUAAUAUAAUACCAAAUGCUGGUGGUUUACCUCAUAUUCGAGCAAAUGGAUCUACAUCUUUUAUUUUUCCUGAUCAAUAUACAACGAGUCGUUUAGGAAAUUCGAAAAUGUCUGGCCAAGAAUAG
Molecule: messenger RNA, 564 nt
Organism: Rotaria sp. Silwood1
Lineage: Eukaryota; Metazoa; Rotifera; Eurotatoria; Philodinida; Philodinidae
Source: the annotation of a GenBank genome assembly